UCGUGUGUGUGUGAAUCAGCGUGGUUUAUCAAACACAAUAGAAAAAUUUAGUUUUAUUUUGGUUGUUGUAUCUUUCACAUCGUGUUAAAAUAUAAAAUUUAUUUGUGUAAAAAAAAUAUAAAAUGGCUUUUCAUAGACUCACAUCGAGUACUCCACUUUCAUCAUUUAAAUACAAUGAAAAAUCAUCACGUAAAAGAUGGUUUGAAGAUGACAAAGGUCAACCACUUUUUGGCAAAAAUUUGUUGGAAUAUAGAGAUGAUGAUCAUGGCAAUGCAUGGGACGACAUUGAAAGUCCUGGUUAUUUUGAUUUUAAUAAACCAUCACCAGAAUCAAUGCCUGAUAAAUUUUUUGAUUUAAAAGAAGAACCAGAUAAUCCUUCACCAUUGAAAAAAGAAGAAAUGGUGCUUCCAACAAAUGAAGACUUGCUUAAUUUAACUGAUACACUGAGUGCUUGUUCAAUUUCAAUGAUUGACAAUGAAAAAUCCGACAUGACAAUGUUUACUGAUGAUUCUUCUAUGAACACAACUGUCAUUGAUCGUACCAGGCACUCUUUGGGACCUAUGAUGAUGAAAAAAAAUGAGAGUAGUAGCUGUCAAAGAAGACUGUCGACAAUUCCAUCACCAUUUAGUUUUGAAUCACGUGAAGUAUCAAAACAUCAACGUAAACAAGCAAGACAAGCAUUCAAGGCAGCAAUGGAAAAAGAACAACGACCAGUAUUUAAAGCAAGACCAGCACCAAAAAUAAAGCCAAGAAUUCCAUUAGUUCCAAAAAUACCAAAACUUACAAAUACAAUUAAUAAUAAAAAUAAUACAGACAAACCAUUGAAUGGUCAAGUUAAAGAUAAUAAUUCGAGCAAAGAAAAUCGACCAUUGGAUCAACCAAAAGCUGGUCCAAGACAAAAAUCAUAUGUUAUUGCUUCAAAAAUAAAUACAAAAAUUGAUAAACCAGUUUCAAGUGUUAAUCAAGUUAAUAAAAGUUGUGUAUCAGUUGCAAAAGGUAGUACAGAAGUUAGAAAAUCAACAAUUCCAUCUAAAAUUCAAGCACCAACAAUUAAAAAUGAAUUUUUAAUACCAAAAAUUCCAGUAAAAAGUGAUAAAAUUACUCAAACUACUCUAACUUCUAUUCAGCAAAAAAAUCAAAGACCAAUUGUACGUCAAAAAAGUUCAACAACAAAAGCUAAAUCUCCAAAUCUUUUGACAGCAAAACGUGCAAAGCAAAGACAAUUACUUGAAGAACAAGCACGUCAAAGAGAACUUGAACGUGAACAAUGUAAAAAAAAUAAAAUUAAAGAAGAACAAAUUCGUCUUAAAGAAGAAUCAGCUCGUCUUCGUAAAUUAACUGUUCACAAAGCACUUCCAUUACCAAAAUUUAUAAAUAAUCAAUUGACAAAACGACAGCUAUCCAAUCCACAAAUUCCAUUAGAUGUUAAACGUCGUCGUAUAGGAUAAAUUAAAAAUAACAAGUACACUAGAAAAUAAUAAAUAUUAAUUAAUUUAUGACGAAUUAACCAAUGACAAGAUGACUUUUUAAAAAAUACAAUAUUAAAUAAAUGCAGUCAUCAUAAUUUAUAUAUUAAUCAUUAAAAAAUUCAUCAAAAAUUGCUGCAAUAAAAUUAUGUUAUGUUUGUUAAUAAAAAAAUGAUUUUAUAUAUGGAAAAAAAAUAAUAAUAAUGUUGAACAUUUAUAAUAUAAAUUUAAUUUAUCAUCAAUAAAAAUAAAUGGUUAUUUAUUCAAAGAAAA
Molecule: messenger RNA, 1739 nt
Organism: Aphidius gifuensis
Lineage: Eukaryota; Metazoa; Arthropoda; Insecta; Hymenoptera; Braconidae
Exons: 6
Coding region: 123-1448 (441 amino acids)
Source: RefSeq, a predicted model, not a curated record